AGCAAAUUCGCUUAAGAGUACUCCUCACUUCAUACACCAAAUAGCAGUUGCGUGCUGUAUACUUGGCGAGCAUUCACUGCUACAAAAUGGAUGUAUGAUUCAUUACUACUGAUAUAUAAUUAUAUAUAUAUACUUAUCAAUUUAGUAUGCAUCCAUCUGCGAUAUUAAUUAUCAACUUGUUGAUUCUAGUUUUUAAGUUCUAUAACACGGUUAUAACUUUGUAUGAAUAUGUUACAACAGAAGACUCCUCCAGACUCCAGUUAUAAUUUGCUAAUCUGAAAUAGGUUUUUACAGAAUGUGCAUUGCAACAAGUUCUUAUAUAUUGUUACAUUUCAUGAUUUGUAUAUUUCUAAUUAUUGAGAUGGAGUCUGUAACGGCCCGGUUCCUGGCCCAUAAAAUUUUCCCAAAGAAUAUGGGCUUCUCUACGGCCCAUUUGGCAAAACCCUAGGGCUUCCCCUUCCCUUUACUAUAAAAAGAGAUGCAGUCUCCCUUUCUGCCUCAUCACAAAUCUGAAGCGAAGCUCUGCAGAGAAUUCCCGGAGGUCGAAAACCCUAGCCGUCGAGCUCUCUCUCCUUCUCUCCUGCGCCGCCUCUCUCUCUCCUCUCUCUCUCUCCCGCGCGUCGCUCUCUCUCUCUCUCCUCGCCGUCACCCUCUCUCUCUCCUUGCCGUCGCACGCUCUCUCUCUCUCUCUCCCUCUCGCCGGCGCCGUGAAGUGGUGGUGCUGACCAGAUCUCAACCUUCUCAAUCCUCGUUUCCAGAUCCAGAUCCAGAUCUAAGACUAAGGAUGUUUUCGCUUGACCAUUACGAGUGGAGGAUGCCGCGUAUGCACUACGGACGGAGGAACACCAGGGAGUACGCCCAAAGGCGUCACUAUGACAGGGAGGGUAACUUGGUGCUACCCAUGUUUCCGGAUCCUGAAGAACAGUACAGGGAGUUUCCAUUCAGGUACCCGCACGAGCAGACUGUGAAGCAUAAGGUGUUGAUGCCACAUUUCCAGAGGAUGGCUAUGGAGGAACGCCUACUGCAGGGCAAUGCGAGGUUCCAGCUGGCAACCGAAGAGGGACCCCCGAGGAAGCGUGGCCGUCCAUGCAAGACGCCAAGUGCAGCAGGGGGACCCUCAAGGGUGUUCACCGGGAAGUGCCAGUGUGGAGUGCUGAGCAAGAAUGCUCAGGAGGACCGAUCAGUCGCUGGAUACACGGAGGACUUCAUCAACCAAGCCAAGCUGUGCAAACCAAAGAAUGCAGAGACGUGGUGCAUAUGGUAUAAGAACGGGCUACGCAAGGAACUCCAGGCGCAGUUGAGGGGUGUUUUGGAGCCCUUGGAGUUCGCGCUAGUGAGGCGGAUGGCAGGCUUCGCCAUGGAGGCAGAAGAGAAGAUUGCAGCCGAUGUGGCCGCUCUCUCGAGCAUGGAAGGAGGAAACCCAGGUAGGGACGUUGAUGGCCAUGAGGUGCCGGUAGGGGCACCCGCUAAGGGAAAGCGGGGGCGUCUGCGAAAACUACCUACAGUGACAUGUGAUUGUGACGUACUGGUCCAGAUGGUUCAGAAGCCACGCAAGGUGAGAGAUUACCUGGAGGAGUUCUUGGAUACGGCCAAGAUGUGUCAACCGAAGCCAGCUGAGGAGUGGUGUCAUCUGUUUAGGGCUGGGCUACGUGGGGAUAUUCGUGAAGAACUCGUGGGAGUCCUGGAGCCUCUGGAAUUUGCACUGGUGAGAAGGAUGGCUAACCAAGCACUACACGCGGAGGAGUGGUUGGCGGAAAAGGAGGCGGAGGCCGAGGAUGACCGCGUCGCAGAGGGCGAGGAAGACCUGGGAUCCGAGUCCCGCUGCCCCUCGCCAUGUCAAUGUGGCUAGACGAGAUCCUAGGGACGAUUCGUAGGAGUAGGACACGUGUUCCGCUAUUGGUUUUAUUUCAUUUAUUGGUUAUUGGGGUUGGUGUUUUUUUUCCCUUAUUUACGGCAUUCUGUAUUUGUGCAGAUGUGCUGAGUUUUCUUUUACAAACUAUUGUAGUCCUACUCCUUUUAUUAUUUAUGACAUUCCUUCGUUGGUUUUAAAGAUUCCAGUAGAGUUAUCGUGCCAUGUAUGCCUCCCUUGAUUGUUGUGUGAAUGUGUGAAUCCAUUUUGGUAACGAACGAUUGGUCUGAAAGAUGUGGGCUUUGGAAUUCGGGGACGAAUUCCGAUUAACGGGGGAGGAUUGUAACGGCCCGGUUCCUGGCCCAUAAAAAUUUCCCAAAGAAUAUGGGCUUCUCUACGGCCCAUUUGGCAAAACCCUAGGGCUUCCCCUUCCCUUUACUAUAAAAAGAGAUGCAGUCUCCCUUUCUGCCUCAUCACAAAUCUGAAGCGAAGCUCUGCAGAGAAUUCCCGGAGGUCGAAAACCCUAGCCGUCGAGCUCUCUCUCCUUCUCUCCUGCGCCGCCUCUCUCUCUCCUCUCUCUCUCUCUCCCGCGCGUCGCUCUCUCUCUCUCUCCUCGCCGUCACCCUCUCUCUCUCCUUGCCGUCGCACGCUCUCUCUCUCUCUCUCCCUCUCGCCGGCGCCGUGAAGUGGUGGUGCUGACCAGAUCUCAACCUUCUCAAUCCUCGUUUCCAGAUCCAGAUCCAGAUCUAAGACUAAGGAUGUUUUCGCUUGACCAUUACGAGUGGAGGAUGCCGCGUAUGCACUACGGACGGAGGAACACCAGGGAGUACGCCCAAAGGCGUCACUAUGACAGGGAGGGUAACUUGGUGCUACCCAUGUUUCCGGAUCCUGAAGAACAGUACAGGGAGUUUCCAUUCAGGUACCUGCACGAGCAGACUGUGAAGCAUAAGGUGUUGAUGCCACAUUUCCAGAGGAUGGCUAUGGAGGAACGCCUACUGCAGGGCAAUGCGAGGUUCCAGCUGGCAACCGAAGAGGGACCCCCGAGGAAGCGUGGCCGUCCAUGCAAGACGCCAAGUGCAGCAGGGGGACCCUCAAGGGUGUUCACCGGGAAGUGCCAGUGUGGAGUGCUGAGCAAGAAUGCUCAGGAGGACCGAUCAGUCGCUGGAUACACGGAGGACUUCAUCAACCAAGCCAAGCUGUGCAAACCAAAGAAUGCAGAGACGUGGUGCAUAUGGUAUAAGAACGGGCUACGCAAGGAACUCCAGGCGCAGUUGAGGGGUGUUUUGGAGCCCUUGGAGUUCGCGCUAGUGAGGCGGAUGGCAGGCUUCGCCAUGGAGGCAGAAGAGAAGAUUGCAGCCGAUGUGGCCGCUCUCUCGAGCGUGGAAGGAGGAAACCCAGGUAGGGACGUUGAUGGCCAUGAGGUGCCGGUAGGGGCACCCGCUAAGGGAAAGCGGGGGCGUCUGCGAAAACUACCUACAGUGACAUGUGAUUGUGACGUACUGGUCCAGAUGGUUCAGAAGCCACGCAAGGUGAGAGAUUACCUGGAGGAGUUCUUGGAUACGGCCAAGAUGUGUCAACCGAAGCCAGCUGAGGAGUGGUGUCAUCUGUUUAGGGCUGGGCUACGUGGGGAUAUUCGUGAAGAACUCGUGGGAGUCCUGGAGCCUCUGGAAUUUGCACUGGUGAGAAGGAUGGCUAACCAAGCACUGCACGCGGAGGAGUGGUUGGCGGAAAAGGAGGCGGAGGCCGAGGAUGACCGCGUCGCAGAGGGCGAGGAAGACCUGGGAUCCGAGUCCCGCUGCCCCUCGCCAUGUCAAUGUGGCUAGACGAGAUCCUAGGGACGAUUCGUAGGAGUAGGACACGUGUUCCGCUAUUGGUUUUAUUUCAUUUAUUGGUUAUUGGGGUUGGUGUUUUUUUUUUCCCUUAUUUACGGCAUUCUGUAUUUGUGCAGAUGUGCUGAGUUUUCUUUUACAAACUAUUGUAGUCCUACUCCUUUUAUUAUUUAUGACAUUCCUUCGUUGGUUUUAAAGA
Messenger RNA from Brassica rapa (field mustard), 3877 nucleotides. RefSeq lists its product as uncharacterized. Lineage: Eukaryota; Viridiplantae; Streptophyta; Magnoliopsida; Brassicales; Brassicaceae. The record is from RefSeq and is a predicted model, not a curated record.